GGCAACAGCAACACGGCAGCGCCCGCUUACCUGAGUGUUGGCAGACUUGGACCCUGGAAACAGCUGUGUUCCUGGAAGUACCUAGAAGAGGGUCGGAGCUCAGGUACAGAGGGGCCAGGGGUCAGCAUCUCUGAAGAGAGGCAGAGUCUUGCUGAAAACUCUGGGACAACCGUUGUUUACAACCCCUAUGCCGCCCUCUCGAUAGAGCAGCAGAGGCAGAAGCUGCCAGUGUUCAAGCUUAGGAACCACAUUUUGUACUUGAUAGAAAACUAUCAGACUGUGGUGAUUGUUGGAGAAACCGGCUGUGGUAAGAGCACACAGAUUCCACAGUACCUUGCAGAAGCUGGCUGGACGGCGGAGGGGAGAGUGGUGGGAGUGACCCAGCCUCGAAGAGUGGCUGCUGUUACUGUUGCAGGCAGAGUGGCUGAGGAAAGGGGUGCGGUGUUGGGCCAUGAAGUGGGCUACUGCAUCCGCUUUGAUGACUGCACGCACCCGCUGGCUACAAGAAUCAAGUUUCUCACCGAUGGAAUGCUGGUCAGAGAGAUGAUGGUUGACCCACUGUUAACAAAAUAUAGUGCCAUUAUGCUGGAUGAAGCCCAUGAGAGGACCUUAUACACUGACAUUGCCAUCGGCUUGCUAAAAAAGAUUCAGAAAAAACGAGGGGAUCUCCGACUGAUUGUAGCUUCAGCCACUCUGGAUGCAGAAAAAUUUCGAGAUUUCUUUAAUCAAAAUGAAACCAGUGACCCAGCCCGGGAUACAUGUGUGAUCCUGACAGUGGAAGGGCGAACAUUCCCAGUGGAUAUCUUUUACCUUCACAGUCCUGUUCCAGAUUAUAUCAAGUCAACUGUGGAAACUGUGGUGAAAAUUCAUCAGACAGAGGCAGAUGGAGACAUAUUAGCGUUUCUUACUGGCCAGGAAGAGGUCGAAACCGUUGUGUCUAUGCUGAUGGAGCAGGCUCGGGCGCUUGCACGUACAGGCAUGAAGAAACACCUCCGGGUCCUCCCCAUGUAUGCAGGGCUGCCUUCGUUUGAGCAGAUGAAAGUGUUUGAAAGGGUGUCACGCAGCGUCCGAAAGGUGAUCGUGGCCACGAACGUGGCAGAGACCUCCAUUACCAUCAGCGGCAUCGUGUAUGUGAUCGACUGUGGCUUCGUGAAGCUCCGGGCCUACAACCCCAGGACAGCAAUUGAGUGCUUAGUGGUGGUGCCUGUGUCCCAGGCAUCAGCCAACCAGCGAGCAGGACGUGGUGGGCGCAACCGUUCGGGAAAGUGUUACCGCCUUUAUACAGAGGAAGCCUUUGACAAGUUGCCUCAAUCCACUGUUCCUGAGAUGCAGCGGAGCAAUUUGGCACCCGUCAUCCUGCAGCUGAAGGCACUGGGGAUUGACAACGUCCUCAGGUUCCAUUUCAUGUCGCCCCCGCCAGCACAGUCGAUGGUGCAAGCUUUGGAGUUACUGUAUGCUCUGGGAGGUCUGGACAAAGACUGUCACCUCACUGAACCGCUAGGCCUGAGGAUAGCCGAGUUUCCUUUGAAUCCCAUGUUUGCCAAAAUGCUGCUCGAGUCAGGAAAUUUUGGCUGUUCUCAGGAAAUUCUAAGUAUUGCGGCCAUGAUGCAGAUCCAGAAUGUAUUUGUGGUCCCCUCAAACCAGAAGUCUCACGCAAUUCGAAUGCACCGAAAAUUUGCUGUGGAGGAGGGCGACCACCUCACCAUGCUCAAUGUGUAUGAAGCAUUUAUCAAACACAACAAGAACUCCCAGUGGUGCCAGGAACACUUCCUGAAUUACAAGGGUCUCGUCCGAGCUGCGACUGUGAGAGAACAGUUGAAAAAGCUUCUGGUCAAGUUUCAGGUGCCCAAGACGUCUAGCGAGGGUGACCCUGAUCCAGUGCUGAGGUGCAUUGUCUCAGGAUUCUUUGCAAAUGCAGCCAGGUUCCAUUCUACUGGAGCUUACAGGACUAUCCGCGAUGGCCACGAGCUGCACAUCCACCCUGCGUCGGUCCUCUAUGCAGAGAAGCCGCCUCGAUGGGUUCUCUACAAUGAAGUUAUACAAACCUCCAAGUAUUAUAUGAGAGAUGUGACUGCCAUUGAGUCUGCAUGGCUGUUGGAGCUGGCUCCACACUUUUAUCAACAAGGAACGCACCUGUCCCUGAAAGCCAAGAGGGCCAAGGUCCAGGACCAGUGAACAGGGCGCAGCGGCAGCCUCAGGCAUUGCUUGGCGUGCUGUUCCCCAAGGCUGCUGCCCCUGGUCCCGCGCGGAGAGCUGGCACUGGCUCGUGUGGAACCUGCAGCCGGCUCACGAGCCCUUUCUUCCUGCUCCCCUCAGCGUUUGCAUUCCUUGCUGGGAUCCGGAGGAGUUCCUUCAUGGGCAGGCAUCCCAUGGCACCACACCCAGGAAGAGCGGGAGUGGGCCGUGCCGCACCCAGCUCCUGCAGCCUUGCUCACACACUCCGCGUGGCACCUCGGCAGCCCCAGUACAAGCCCAGCUCCGUGGGGAACGAGAGGAAAGUUAGGCUCUGAAGGCCGAGGCGCUGUGGGGUGGACAGGGGGUGCCGGGCUGGCUCUGUUUCACCUGCUGGUGCCACGGCUUUGUUGACUAAUGGGGCCAUUGCCAGGCGUUCACAGGAUGUGUUUGGGAAAGGUCGGGACCAUGACCUGCUGGGGAUUUCUGGCAGAAUCACCAAGGGGUGUGUCUGGUGAGCACGGCGUCCCCCACACCAGCAGCCCCUGUGUUCUCUGUCCACGUCCCUGUCUCUCUGCCGCGGGGACUUGCAGGGGAUUAGUUAUAGACAGAGAGGACUCCUGUGCAUGUCUUUGAUAGCAGGGAUGUCUCAGCUUCACACGUGGGCUUAGCUCUCCGGGAGUGUGGUCCCGAGUCCUGGGCCGCUCACUGGGCACCGGGACAUGCAUCAGCUCCGGCCUCACGGCAGGGAACCACUAGAGUUUAGAUGCUCUAAACUUCUGUAGCUCAGGAACACACCUAUUGUCUACUUGUCUUUUGUUUGUGCACCUGGGUUCAGCGAGAACACACGGGCAUGGCCUUCCAGCGGCCGCUGCUCUGCCUGUCCUCAGGGCUGCUUGGCUGUGAGGAUGGCUGCGUUUUGCCAUGUGACCCAUGCGAUCCCCUUUGUGUUUCAGUGCCAUUUAUUUAAAAAACAUGUAGCUUGAAAAUUUAUUUUUGUACUGGUGUUAGUUUGAUGUGCCACUUUGGGCACCAAACAUAUAUGUCCUUUUUAUUUCAUUUUAUAAACAUGUAAAUAGUAGUGGUGACUUGUUAACAAGAGUAAACCUUUAUAUCUGAAGUAAACGUACCCCUG
This is a messenger RNA of Lepus europaeus (European hare), 3307 nucleotides long. It is a transcript of the gene DHX35, whose product is annotated as DEAH-box helicase 35. Bases 529 to 2175 code for a protein of 548 amino acids. Gene Ontology annotation, molecular function: RNA binding. The record is from RefSeq and is a predicted model, not a curated record. Lineage: Eukaryota; Metazoa; Chordata; Mammalia; Lagomorpha; Leporidae. The transcript is spliced from 22 exons. Gene Ontology annotation, cellular component: catalytic step 2 spliceosome; intracellular anatomical structure.